GCGGGUCGGUGCCGCGGCGUGGGUCUUCCCGCGGGGAUGGUGGAGGACCCGCGGGGGCGGCUGGUGGCCGAGCUGCUGCUGCGGGCGGGGGCGGCCGGCGCCAUCCUCUGCCUCUGCUCCCGCGCCUUCGUCGAAGAUCGAAAAUUAUAUAAACUGGGAUUAAAAGGAUUUUACAUCAAAGAUGACAAUGGCAGUACAGGGGAGGAACAAGCGUCUGAGGAGGAAAACCAUUGUCCCAAUGUGACAUUAAAGGUGGAUACUGAUCAUGCUCUCGACCUGGAAGAAGUUGAACUAGACUCGGAGGCUGAGCUUAUGAAGAGUAUGGGAUUGCCUCUUCAGUUUGGUGGGAAGUCAGCCCACAGGGACUUUGUGGCAACAGAAAAUUAUAAGAAGAGAAGUAACAUGAAGAUUAUGAAAAAGAAAAAGAAGAAAAAGGAGUUAGAGCAAAAACAUGAGGAUAAAAUGGGGCAGAAAUGCCAGGAUCAGGCUUGUGGUGGUCGUAUGCAGUCCGUUUCUGGUGAGCUGGCCCUAGCUACAGAGCAACGUGAGAAGAGCAGCAAACCUCAGGUUUUAAGGGAAGGGAACUGUGAAAGUUCAGGUAGUCUUACAAAUGAGGCUUUAUCCAGCAAACUUAAAGAAAAAUGGGAGAAGUACUGGAGCGAGUACGGAGAGGGCCUUCUUUGGCAGAGUUGGCUGGAGAAGCAUCAAGGGCUCUUAUCGUCUGAGGCCACCACAGCCUCUGAGCCUUGGAAUAAUGCGGACACCAGGGAAGAGUGGGAGCAGCAUUAUAGCGAACUGUACUGGUAUUACUGGGAACAGUUUCAGUACUGGACAAGUCAAGGAUGGACUACUGAGAGCUCACAUGGUGACAACGUGGAAGCUAAUGGGGUUACCCAGGAGACAGGUCUUUCGGGAAAUAUGGACUUGGUUAGCCCAGGGGCUGAACACAGUGAAGUGCUGAGCUUGGAGCUGUCUCCCUCUAACACCAGAAGUGUGGAAACGCUCCCUUCAAGUGUUGAGCCCCACAGUGAAAUAAUCUCUGGGAUUUGUAAUUUAAAUCUGAAUUCGGAGGAAGUGGAGCAGAGCAGUGCAGCUCUAACAGUGGCCCACCAAGGUCUUCAAGAGCGUAGUUCAUCUGAUGGGGAAAGCCAGAAGGAGCCCUGUGAUGGAGGAACCAGGAAAAGGAGUGCAUCUUGUGAAAAUAAAAGUAUUAACCAGUCAGGUUCACAGGGGUCAUGUAGCUCGAAUUUAAAUGAAAAAGAACAGUUGCUGCUUCAUAACCGAGAUGAAGAUGAGGAUGAAGAGCCUCCUGAAUACAGACAUGCCAAAGUCAAGAGAAGCCAUGAACUGGAUGUGGAUGAGAACCCAGUGGAAGAUCCUGAGGAAACCUGCUCUGUUUUGGGUUUCAAGUGUGGCACAGGACAAAAAUAUGGUGGAAUUCCAGAUUUCACCCACCGAAGUGUGCAGUACUUGGAGAAAAAAGCAAAACUCAAGUCCAAAUUCUUGGAUAUGCGUAAACCAAGGAAGAGCAAAAACACACACAUCUUCUUUACAGAGGAAUCUGAAACAUCUUGCAAGAAAAAUAAAACUUUGAAGAAGGUGGAAGAGUUCCUAAAGCGGGUUAAUACACCUGGGGAGGAAGGCACAUCCCAGCCAGCCUCCCUUCAGGGUAAAGCGGAGGCAUUGCCCGCGAGCAGUGACUCGGAGGAUCAGGAGAGCGUUGCUGCCGUGCAGACUGUGAUGCUGAACGCCGAAAACGAAAAGCCACUGUCUUCCAGAGCAGCCUUCGCAGAACCUGGAGGGAUUGACCGUGAGGAGGGAGCGCAGGACGUGGCAGCAAGCGGCUCCGAUGGCCAGGGUGCGGGGAGGCAGGACCAUGGCUGCGGGCGGCAGCUGAUCUCUCUGGAUAUUCCAGAUUAUCUCCGGGCAGAAGCAGAGGACGUCAGCCAAGCUGUAGAUGAAAAAAUUACCGCAAAGAAGAAGGUGAAAAAAAGGAGGAAAAGGAAUAAAAUUGCGCUGGGAGCUAUACCUGCCGAGAUUGCUGCUGAUCCAGAGCUGGCCAAGUACUGGGCACAACGCUACCGGCUGUUCUCUCGGUUUGACGAGGGAAUUAAACUAGACAGAGAGGGCUGGUUUUCUGUUACGCCUGAGAAAAUAGCUGAGCAUAUUGCCAUCCGCGUUAGUCAGUCAUUCAACUGCGAUAUCAUAGUGGAUGCGUUCUGUGGUGUUGGAGGAAAUGCUAUUCAGUUUGCGUUGACCUCAAAAAGAGUGAUCGCUAUUGAUAUUGAUCCUGAGAAGCUCAGCCUUGCACGCAACAAUGCUGAGGUGUAUGGCGUGGCAGAUCAGAUAGAAUUUGUGUGCGGAGACUUCAUGGUGCUGGCUGCCGACCUGCAAGCAGAUGUUGUGUUCCUCAGCCCGCCCUGGGGGGGGCCCGACUAUGCCACUGCCGAAAUCUUCGAUAUCCAAACUAUGAUUUGCCCAGACGGAUUUGAAAUUUUCAGGCUCUCCAAGAAGAUCACCAACAAUAUUGUGUAUUUUCUACCUCGGAAUGCUGACAUUGACCAGGUGGCUUCCUUAGCAGGGCCAGGAGGAAAAGUUGAAAUAGAACAAAAUUUUCUCAAUAACAAACUGAAGACAAUAACAGCUUAUUUUGGUGAUCUAAUAAGGAAUGACAUCUGAACUCUGUGUGGAUUCUUCCAAACCCAACCUCCCUGACUGCUGCUUUGCUUAAGCUUUUGUACAGCUGGCUGGUCAAAAAUGACUUAAAGCCAUUUUCCGCUUUAAUUUCUGUUCACAGAAAUUUGUUCUGUUUAUUGCUACUGUCAAUAAAUGUUUUAUAAUAAUUUUGACAAAAUUGUAAAUGUAGAGGAGCUGUGAAUGUAGGAAAAAAGUUCUUUAUAAAAUGCAGUCUCGCAAGGUUUAAGUCCAACCUGUUGAAAGGGAGGUCAGGAUUUCUUUGCAACUCUCACAUGUGCUACUUCUGUACGUGCUCCAGUUUUGAGCAUUCAGAGGGUCAAAAAGAAUAGCCUGAAAGCCGUCGUGUGUCAAGAACUGCUGUCUGUGCUUGAGAAACAAAAGCAUCUGAACAUCAGGUGGAACGAGAAGGUCAGGUACACCACCAGAGGUUAACUGCAGUUCACUGGCUCUGUGCUCACUGGGAAACCUUUUCACUUUUUUUUUUGUAGGAUGAAGGUCCACGCAUUUCUUACAGGGAGUACUCUGGCUUGUUGCAGCACAGGGAGAGAGCAGGGCAUGUUUGUGGCUGGCAGCAGGGCUCUACCCCCUGGGUUUUGUUACUUAUUUUUUUCCUCCUUGCUAGCCUCUUUGUAACAAAAAUAUUUUGAAGAAACCUUCUGACUGGAGGUUUGUCUCGGUAACCAGAGGAGUAUGUGUCCCCCCUCUUUUGAGGCCUUUUGGAUCCUUGCACAAGCUUUGGGGAGGGCAGAGGGACCCCAGCUCUCCCUGGUGAGGGCUCUCUGCUCCCACUCGGGGUUUAGGGGGUAAGAGUGGCUUUUGGUACUUCUUUCUCCAAGCAGAAAUGGAGGCAGGUGAGAAGCACCUAGGGUAUGGAUAUGGCACUCUCACUGAAAUGCGCUUACAGUAAGUACCCAAGAUCAAUUUUGAGCCUGUUUUCAAGGUAAGAGUGUAGGAAUAUAGUUUCUAAGACAGUAAAUUAGUGCUGCUUUUCCUCUGCUUGGAGUGCAGCAGGAUGCUGAAGGCAGCAGAGAUUAAGCACUAAACCAUGUAUUAGUGCUGACAGACAAAACUCUAUAGAAUAACGGUAUAGAAUAACCAAAUAAGAGGAUUUUUUUUUUUUUGCCCCCAUAAGGAAUGAAAUCCAACUCUUCAAAUCAGUUAGGAGACCAAAGUGUUUGUGUGUGUAUGGGAUGUUAAAAAACACAUACAGUCUGACUUGGUGCAAGUUCGUAGUGCAGUAAAAUAGCACUUGGGAAAUUAUUUCUUUGUAGCUUUACUGACCAUCCAGUACCAGACGAGUGCUGAACUGUUAAUGACUGUUACAUCCAUGCUUCAUGUAAGGUAUUUUAGAUUACUUUGAAGAUAAUUUGACUGAUUUGCAUCACUGCAUUUUGCCACUGUAUUACAGCAAGAAGUGCUGUGAUAGUGCCGGCCUCUGUGUCAAAAUUUAAAGGGAAUAGUAAAGGAAAGAAAUUAUCUGCUCUUCAAUAUUCCUUAGAAGUUUGCUACUAGGAUGCAGGGGAGGUUGGCAAGAGUGCUAGUAUUACAGGAGGUCCAAACCUAUUGUAGCAGUAGCACGUGUAUGUAAUGAUGCUGUUAAAUUUUCACUACAAGCUACAAAAAAAAUCCAAGAAAGAGUCAUGAGGCCAAAUGAAGAAUAAUUUAUACUGUGUAUGUCACAGUAUUCUGUACACUAAAAUUUUACUAUAUUUGGCUUAUUGUUGCUUACAGAAAUACUGCUGUCGUACUCUUUAGUCCUCUUUUCCUCCCUAAAGUUAAAGAGUAGCUUUAGAAGCAUUUUGAGAUCUUGCUGAUGCUGCUCCUGUAAAAGGAAGCUCUAUGGGGGUAAUACCAGUGAAUUUACUUUUACCUUCAGGAAAGUAGUCAGAUUUUGUUCAGUGUCCAAGCAUGCAAGAUGUGGAAGCUGAAAUAUGACAUAAAAGUUACAACAUUUACUGUUCUAAUGUUUACUUCCAAUAUAAUGAACUUACUGGUAAAAAGAAACAAUUUAUCAAAGGUCUCUGCUGAGUUUUGAAAGCACAUGAAGCACCAAAAGUGGAAAAAUAUCCUUGUUCAUGGCUGUUGCUCUCUGUAACCAACAAGUACAAAAGGUCUUUUUUUAUUUUUAUUUUUUUAAAUACAACUUGAAGUCAGAAUACACACUGCUGGGUUGUGAUAAAUGUUUGCCCUCAGCUUUCCACUCAGACAGAAUAGGUGAGGUUCCCCAGGACUGUGAAUCAGUCAAUCUGUUAAGCCUAAAAUACGUCUACGAGUAUUUUUAUUUCAUUGUUAGUAAUAUCAACCAACAAACACUUCGUGGGGGACAGCUUCAUUCAUGAUGUGAGUUUCUGUAAAAUGUUACUCUGCUUUAUGUUGUAGAAAAAAAGUUAACAUGGUCUGAGACAUAGUUAAAUUUCUGGACAUCUCAUGCCCAGAGUUCUAAUACCCUUUGGGGAUUCGAGUAGUAUUUUGCAUAUGCUAUAUUAGGCUACAAAGAAGUUAUGUUGCUACUGUAAAGUAAAUACUCAUAGAGUUUUGGUCUUUUACCAAUUUUAAGCCACAAAAUAAGCUGUAGGAAAAAAUGCAGAUUUUUUUUUUUUUUUGGAAGUUAACUAGUAUUUGGACUAAAU
Aquila chrysaetos chrysaetos is the source of this 5327-nucleotide messenger RNA. RefSeq names its product trimethylguanosine synthase 1 (gene TGS1). Gene Ontology annotation, molecular function: RNA cap trimethylguanosine synthase activity. Lineage: Eukaryota; Metazoa; Chordata; Aves; Accipitriformes; Accipitridae. Gene Ontology annotation, cellular component: nucleus. Gene Ontology annotation, biological process: 7-methylguanosine cap hypermethylation; 7-methylguanosine RNA capping. The record is from RefSeq and is a predicted model, not a curated record.